AGACAGAAUUAGGUUCUAUAAGCAUGGCUGCCUUCCAGCCUCAUCUUUGGGUUGUCUUCCUGACUGGGGUUGUUCUUGGGGCUUCUGCUGUGGAAACAUUCCUUGCUGCUAUCUAUGAGCAUGCUGUUAUACUUACCGGACCCACCCCAAAACUUGUCUCUCCAGAAGAAGCCCUGAAUUUAAUGAACAGAAAUCUAGACAUCUUAGAAGAAGCCAUCAAAACAGCUGCUGAACAGGGAGCCCGCAUCAUUGUGACCCCUGAAGAUGCCAUUUAUGGGUGGGUCUUUACUCGGGAAACACUUUAUCCCUAUCUUGAGGAUAUACCAGAUCCUGAAGUAAACUGGAUUCCAUGCGACAAUCCAGAAAGGUUUGGAUUUACCCCAGUGCAGAAAAGGCUUAGUUGCAUGGCAAAGAAUUAUGGCAUCUAUGUGGUUGCCAACAUGGGGGACAAGAAAACAUGUAACUCCAGUGAUCCUAAGUGUCCCAGUGAUGGUCGCUAUCAGUACAAUACCAAUGUUGUUUAUGAUUCAGAAGGAAAGUUUCUGGCCCGUUAUCACAAGUACAACCUUUUUGCCUCAGAAAUCCACUUCAAUUUUGCGAAGGAGCCCCAGUUUGUCAACUUCAACACCUCCUUUGGGAAGUUUGGUGUUUUCACUUGUGCUGAUAUGCUUAACUUUCGUGAACCUGCCAUCUCAUUGGUAGAAAAGUUCAAGGUGGACACCAUUCUUUUCCCAACUGCUUGGUUAAAUACUCUACCCCUUUUGUCUGCUGUUCAAUAUUACUCAGCCUGGGCAAUGGGAAUGCGUGUGAAUAUCCUUGCGGCUAAUAUACACAAACCCAGCUUGGACAUUACUG
Protobothrops mucrosquamatus (brown spotted pit viper) is the source of this 855-nucleotide messenger RNA. Its product is annotated as pantetheinase-like. The record is from RefSeq and is a predicted model, not a curated record. Gene Ontology annotation, molecular function: hydrolase activity, acting on carbon-nitrogen (but not peptide) bonds, in linear amides. NCBI's taxonomy places the organism in Eukaryota, Metazoa, Chordata, Lepidosauria, Squamata, Viperidae. The annotation marks the transcript as partial. The transcript is spliced from 4 exons.